GAUCAACGCCUCCGCAGCUGGCCAUCAUCCCUCGAUCCUUCAUUUCAGUAUAAUCCCCAUCAAUCUCCAGCAGUCAUCAUCUUGCACAUGCAAUACGCCGCCGCCCUAAUCCUCCUCCACCGCCCCGUCGCCCACUUCGGCACAGACUCUGACUCAACCGCACACACUUCCGCCAGCGAGACCUCCCGCCAAAUCUGCGUAUACAACGCCUGCUUGAUCGCCCAGUACCUCCAAGAAUACUACGAAAAACACGGCAGCGUCCUCACAAUGUCCUGGGUCGCGCUCCACAUCAUCGCCACUGCAUCAACGACACUCGUCGCCAACAUAGCUGAGCGGAAAGGCUCCAUUGGUUUCAAAUCACAGCUUUCGUGCCUGCAGACCUGCAUGCGGUCGUUGAAUGAACUGGAGAAGAGCCAUGUGGUGACGAGGAGAGUGAGGAAGGUUAUCCAGCAUGCGAUUCGAUUGCUGGAUUUGGAUUCCACUAUUGAUUCCAUGUCUGCGUCGCUUCCGUACGAGGGUUCCUCGUCACAAUUGGCGGGGCUGUCUGCACCACUGGUGACGCCGAGUCAGGAUUUGGCGUUUGCGUCUGCGAGGUUGGAGGCCAUCCCAGAGGUCUUCCAGUUCAACGAUCUGCUACCUGUUUGGUCGCAAUUCGACAUGUUGAAUUCGUUUGAGUCAUAUUUUUCGGGAUAGAAGCUCUGGCCGCAAGAGGAAUUAGUGGUUUAGAAAGGCAGCGAGCACCUCUGGGAACACGAUCCUGAGGCUGAG
This is a messenger RNA of Mytilinidion resinicola, 768 nucleotides long. RefSeq lists its product as uncharacterized. The coding region runs from base 88 to 693 and encodes 201 amino acids. Gene Ontology annotation, biological process: positive regulation of transcription from RNA polymerase II promoter by galactose. Gene Ontology annotation, molecular function: DNA-binding transcription factor activity, RNA polymerase II-specific; RNA polymerase II cis-regulatory region sequence-specific DNA binding. The record is from RefSeq and is a predicted model, not a curated record. Gene Ontology annotation, cellular component: nucleus. The transcript is spliced from 2 exons. Lineage: Eukaryota; Fungi; Ascomycota; Dothideomycetes; Mytilinidiales; Mytilinidiaceae.